UCUCUAACAGAUAGAGCAGACGUUACCGUGCAUUCUCAGUCUCUCUCUCUCUCUCUCUCUUCCAUGGCCGAACUCGAUCUGCAUCGACGGAGCAUGCUGCAUUGCUGAGUCGCUCCCGCCCCGACUCGCCCCGACUCGGUGAUCGUCGCUCGCCGAGGAGACGAGCCCCGCGCCGCCGCCGCCGGAACGAUGCUGGACGGCUUGCUCCGUCGCGGCUUCGCCGCCAAGUGCAAAUCGCUGAUCAAGCUGACGAGGUCGAGGAUCGAUGUCAUACGGAGGAAGCGGCAGGCGACGCAGAAGUUCCUGAAGAAAGACAUGGCCGAUCUCCUCGCCAAUGGCCUCGACAUCAAUGCGUAUGGACGGGCUGAAGGACUUCUGGUUGAAUUGACGCUCUCGUCAUGCUAUGAUCAUGUCGAUCAGUUUUGCGAGGUCUUGUUGAAGCAAAUGUCGACAAUGCAAAAGCAGAGUGGAUGCCCAGAGGAAUGUCGAGAGGCUGUAUCCUCCUUGAUGUUUGCUGCUGCAAGAUUUUCUGAUUUGCCAGAGUUGCGUGACCUUAGGGAUAGAUUCCAAGAGAGAUAUGGAAAUUCCUUGGACUGUUUCAUAGAGCAAGAGUUUUCCAAUAAAUUAGCCGGAAAGCCUUCUACACUGGAAAAGAAAGUUAAGCUAAUGCAAGACAUAGCAUCAGAGUUUUCGAUAAGGUGGGAUGCAAGAGCUUUUGAACAGAGAAUGUCCGGAAACUCUUCAACUGUCCAGGAGCAACCGAAAGAUCACGGACUUCUUUCCCAUGCCACUGAUUACUCUAAAUUAACGAAUGCCAAGUAUAUACCUUUGAAAGGAGAUAAGCUGAAUUUCCCUCCAAAGCAAAGUUUUGAAGAAGUGGAUGAAGGGCAGAGGUUCCGUAAUAACAUGGGAGCCAAUGGCUUUAGAAGAAAUGACCUCAAUCCUCAACCAAAGCUUGAAUCAACUGGCAACAAGUGGAAUGAGUUUGAGGACGUUAUCUCGAGGAAAGAUGAUCAUGAUACCCAACAAGGAAGGCCUGGUCUCGCCUCUUAUAAAGCUGAGGAGGGUACUAGCUUGAAACAAGUUAAAUCUGGUGCUUCAUCUCAUGAAAGACGACGUAAGGACACUAACGGUACUCAACAAGGAAGGCUUGAUCACAGUUCUUAUAAAAUUGAGGAGGAUGGUAGCCCAAAACCAUUAAAAUCUUAUGAAACAGGAUAUAAAGACACUGCUGGUGGAUUGAAGUACCAGAACAGAAGGGAGAGAACUGUCCUAGAAAGGGAGCACGGGGAUGGUUCACUUCACUGGAAACAAGGCACACUGCCUAGUUCUGCUGGAACCUACAUAAAGACCAAUGUUAAGGAUGCCCCAUCUGCUAAUGACAAUAAUGGCAAUGAAGACCAUGUUGCUAACUCGUUGAGGAAGGCCAGGAGAGGAGAUAUAGAAAGGUCCUACUGCAAAAGUCCUCUGCCACCUCCUUAUGUUAAGCCUCCUUAUGUUAAGCCUCCUUAUGUUAAGCCAAAUGUUAAACCCCCGAAGGAUGGCAAGUACGGGUCCAAAUCGGAGUCUGUUUUUGACGGCUCGAAAAUUCCUUUGGCACCUAAAAGCGAAAUUCCUGGUCCAUUUAUUGAGAAACUCCAUUUAGGUUCAUCUCGUCCUGAUGAUGAGAGAAAGGAAGUUGGGCCUGGAAGAAUGACAAGUCAUGAUGAUAAUAAACAGUUCCCUUACCAAGAUGACAUGCCUGGUUAUCCUGUCCCAAAACCAAAAUCAUCAAGGAGGAAACAUUCAAAAUCACGAUCUGCUCAUGACGAGAUUGAUUAUGAGGAUGCUCAUACUGGAAGAUCAUCAAGAAGUAGGAGAAAAGAUGAUCCAAGACGUGGCCUGCAGAUACUGUUUGAUGAUGAGCGUGGCCAGAAAGAUGAGGAGGAAAGGAUCAUUGACAAGCUGUUGAUGCACUACAGCAAGAAACCUUCUGCCUAUGAACCUGGAAAAGUGAGAAGAAAAAGUAGAAGCCGUCAUGCCCAUGGUUCAGGUGGAUCUCCAGUUGAUAAUAGCAGGCCUAAGUACGACGACGAUCCGGAAGUCGUUACACUUCCUCCACGAUCAGUUUCCCUCCCACGUGAACAAACAACAGCCCCAGUGGAACCAGCCAAGGUUUUUGCUCGUGCUGCUUCAUUUCAGCCCGAGAGGCCCAACCUGGCUCGGCAUGUGCACCCAAACUUGCCAGAUUGUGAUGAUUUGGCAGCUAGAAUUGCAGCCUUGAGAGGAAGUUAAUCGGAUCCAUGGGCAGAAUGAUACUCUCUACUAUGACACACUGUCUCGGUUACAUCAGCACAUUGAUCCUCCGCCUGCAUUGUCUCCCAGUGUGUUCUGCCUUCUCAUGAAGAUAUCAUUAGCAAUUUUACACGCCAAGCACCAUGCAGCCAAGUGCGUACCCCAAGACUGUUUAUCACAUUGGAUUGUACUUAGUCUUAGAGCAUUUGCGUUUGCAUUUGCAUUUGCAAGAGGCAAAACUCACUUUUCUCCUUAGUGGCCUACCGUUCAGUUAUUCCACAAACCCGAUUGUCAAGGGAAUGUAUUAGUGUUUACUUAGGACUUAAUGAUAUAUACAGGAUAGAUGUAGGAUCGAUUGUGCCAGUGUUGCUACUGUACCGGAGUUUCACACUUUAAAAAGCGAGCUGGUAGUCUUCGUUUUUUUU
This is a messenger RNA of Eucalyptus grandis, 2699 nucleotides long. RefSeq lists its product as uncharacterized. Lineage: Eukaryota; Viridiplantae; Streptophyta; Magnoliopsida; Myrtales; Myrtaceae. The record is from RefSeq and is a predicted model, not a curated record. Bases 190 to 2274 code for a protein of 694 amino acids. The transcript is spliced from 7 exons. Gene Ontology annotation, biological process: protein transport.